This is a messenger RNA of Seminavis robusta, 1764 nucleotides long. The record is from the annotation of a GenBank genome assembly. Lineage: Eukaryota; Bacillariophyta; Bacillariophyceae; Naviculales; Naviculaceae.
AUGGCAUCUGCUACCGUUGCUGCUAGUAGCAGUCGAAGAACGAGUCGUCCUCGAUACAGACAUCCGUCUACGCGUAUUGCCAUUUGGGUAGGUCUCAUGUUUGCCGUCACGGGCGCCACCAUGAACUUUUCGAAAAUGGUGGGAGAGCGCUUGGUGGAUCUAAAUCUGGAGGAUGCUUUUCUUCUCUUGAGCAGUAGCAGCACCGCCACCAGCAACACAAAUAUUGAUCCUGCCCGCAGACUCAGCACGGAUGUCACGACUGCUUCGACUUUUAUCACGAACAACAAUUACAUCAACGACCUUGCAACGAGCGACCAUACAACGACAAUCCCGCAAUCCGACACGGAGGGACGUAAGGAGAAAAUGGAGAGAACGAAGCAAGAUUUGCUUGCCAAGAUUGCUGCCAUUGAAAACAAAAACAAUGGCGAAAGAACGAGAAAGCCUCAUCCGCAGAAGCAAAAGCAAAAGAAACAUCAAGCUAUUGCCGCAACUGAGAUCAAAGAGAAGGUGGAAUUGCCAUCAACUCAGUUGGAGCCUGUAAAAGGUUCGAAAACAAUACCAAUACUACAAGAUCAAACAAACACACCCGACGUACACCAUCACAAUGCGACAAUGGCAGCAAUUAACACGACGAACGUGAUUGUCAACUUAUCAGAUUGUUACCUGCCUUUGCCUACCGGUACAACCAAAACCAAUAUCAACCUCUGGGAUAAUUCAACCGUCCUGGCUCCCUGGCUCAAAGAGUACUUUGCUUGGCAUCAACAACAGCGUGCACAAUUAACACCCGACAAUUGGCAACAGCAGCGCUUCCUGAUUCCCGUGGCUCGCAAGGGACAAAAGAAUGGUGGAAUGACGGACCGGAUUCGACCGCUGCCGGCAUAUUUACGGCUGGCCGCUCAAACGAGAAGGAUCUUUCUUAUUCAUUGGGGACGCCCCUUUCCGUUGGAAGAGUUCAUGUUGCCUCCGGUUGGAGGUUUGGAUUGGAGGGUCCCAGAGUACAUGCUCAAAGAUGUCAUUGCGACGGGUCCACGCACCGAGUGGGAGAACAUUGUGAGUACUGCCAACAAUACCGAGCCCAUCCUGCUCACCGCCAAGUACCAAUCCUGGAACUACGGAGAGAUUUGGUACAAGGAACAAACCGCGGAAGGAGAAGCAGCCGUCUCUCAUGCCUUUCGAGAGAUUUGGAAGGUGGUCUUUACGCCAUCGCCACCGGUAGCACAGCGCAUUCAGAACGACAUGCGACAAAUGAAACUGAUUCCAGGAGAAUUUGCCACGGCUCAUAUACGAGCCCUGUACGCGGUCAAGGACCGACCCGACGACAAGAUUCGUGAAAUGGCAAUGAACGCGAUGAAUUGUGCAUCAAUGCUUCGACCUGGUGGACCCUUCUUUGUUGCUUCCGACUCGUCGCUGGCCAUUCAAACUGCCAUGAGCUAUGGGAGACAAAAGAAUGUCACCGUCGUCACUGCCAAUCACCAUCACUCAAAGAAGCAACCACUGCAUGUCGACUUUCACAAUGAAUCCGACACGAGCGUAACUCCUGAAAACUUUUACGAUGGCUUUGUGGACUUGCAUCUCAUGGCGGCGACGCGUUGUGUCUCCGUGGGUCCGGGAGGAUUUGCCCGCUGGGGGCAUUUGCUGGGCUACAAUGAUACUUGCGUCAUUCAUCACAACGGUCGGUACCCUUCGGAAGAAGAGCGAAACUCGAUACAGCAACAAGCUUCCAAGCGCGCGGAAUUGCCGCGUUUUCCAAUGCCCAUGCUCUAG